AUGAUUGAGGCUAGGGAUUUCGUGAUCUACACGGAUCACAAGCCCCUAACUCAUGCAUUCCUAACGAGGAAAGAAAACUGCUCACCGAGACAGUUUCGACACUUAGAUUUUAUCUCGCAAUUCAGUACCUAUAUACGGCACAUUGCAGGAAAAAAUAAUGUGGUCGCCGAUACCUUGUCACGAGUCGAGGAAAUCGCACAACCCAUAAGUCUCGAAAAGUUAGCCCAAUGCCAGCAAGCUGAUUGCGAAUUAAAACUAUUGCUGGAAUCCAAGAAUUCCCUCCAACUGCGAAAAGUACGAGUACCCGGCUCAGACGUGGAGAUAUACUGUGACGACGAUGGCAACACCUUGAGACCAUUCGUCUCGAAGAGUUUGCGCCAACUGGUUUUUGAAAACUUGCACUCACUAAGACACUCAGGCGGUAGUGCCACAGCAAAACUCGUUGCCGAAAGGUACGUUUGGCCAGGAGUGCGCAAAGAUUGCCGAGAGUGGGCACGUGCCUGCCUGCAAUGCCAGCGAGCCAAAGUCACACGUCACGUAUCUGCACCCAUCGGUAACUAUUCCUUGCCAAAGUCAAGAUUCGCCUUUUUGUAUAUUGACUUAAUCGGGCCCCUACCUAUAUCCCAAGGCUACCGCUAUUGCCUUACAGCCAUUGACCGCUUCACGCGAUGGCCCGAGGCAAUACCCCUGCCUGAUAUAACAGCUGAGACCGUGGCUAAAGCUUUGCUGAGUGGUUGGAUAUCACGCUUUGGCUGCCCGACGGAUAUAGUUUCAAACCGUGGUAGACAAUUUGAAUCUGUUCUCUUUAAGCGCCUAUCUGAUAUCGCAGGAUUUAGGCAUAGACGAACAACAGCAUAUCACCCUGCGUGCAAUGGAUUAUUGGAGCGAUUUCACCGACAGUUGAAGGCUGCUAUCAUCUGUCAUGCGAGUGAAAACUGGGUUGACUGCCUUCCACUCGUUCUAUUAGGGAUCCGAAGUUCUUUUAAGGAAGACAUCAAGGCGUCAUCUGCGGAGUUGCCUAUACUCUUCCACAUGGCCAGAAUGGUGGACGCGAAAAAAAUUGAGUUUUCUCCAAGAUCGGCUAAUGCGGAUUGCGCAUGA
Parnassius mnemosyne (clouded apollo) is the source of this 1101-nucleotide messenger RNA. Lineage: Eukaryota; Metazoa; Arthropoda; Insecta; Lepidoptera; Papilionidae. The record is from the annotation of a GenBank genome assembly.